This is a messenger RNA of Leguminivora glycinivorella, 858 nucleotides long. RefSeq lists its product as uncharacterized. Lineage: Eukaryota; Metazoa; Arthropoda; Insecta; Lepidoptera; Tortricidae. The record is from RefSeq and is a predicted model, not a curated record. The transcript has a single exon. The coding region runs from base 1 to 858 and encodes 285 amino acids.
AUGAGCGACGACGAGAAUCGCGUAUCGGAGAAGCCCGGGCCGAGCAGACAAAGAAACGACGCUCAAGAUGGCGGCGUAGCAACGGAAAUUUACCGCAUCGGCGUGAAAGUGCCUAUUUUUUGGCCGGAAAAACCGGCAAUAUGGUUCGCGCAGAUGGAGUCGCAAUUUGGUGUGGCGAAUAUUACUGCGGACGCUACUAAAUACAAUUACGUCGUGUCACAACUCGAUUCGCAAUAUGUUGCCGAGGUUGAGGACAUUAUUCUUGCGCCGCCGCCUACUGACAAAUACAAAAAAAUAAAAGAGGAACUCAUUAAAAGACUCUCUGUAUCCAGGCAGAAGAAGGUGAAGCAGUUGCUUAGCCAAGAAGAGUUAGGUGAUAGGAAGCCGUCCCAGUUUCUCCGCCACCUACGUCAUCUGGCUGGGCCGAACAUACCUGAUGAAUUCCUUUUAUCAAUAUGGACAUCUCGCCUGCCAAGUAACUUACAGUUUGUGAUUGCAGCGAAGCUCAAUGACCCAAUUGAAGAGCUUGCCGACUUGGCUGACCGCGUCCAUGACGUAUCUACCCCUCAAGUAGCCGCAGCGUCAGCGGCUGACCCACAGAUGGCAGUGCUCAUGCGUCAAGUGAGUGAGUUGGCCGAGGGCAUGAAGGCGCUGAAAAGUCAGUUCGGCAAUGAUAGGCAGUCGCGGUCAAGAUCUCGUGCGCCCAACAAGUCGCGUAACCGCUCCAGCUCACGCAGGUCGCAGUCCAGUUAUAGAAAGUUUCCUGAGUGCUGGUACCACGCGAAGUUCGGAGAGAAAGCGACAAGGUGUAUGAAACCGUGCGACUUCCAGGCGGGAAACGAGAGGGGCACUCGUUAG